This is a messenger RNA of Punctularia strigosozonata HHB-11173 SS5, 2169 nucleotides long. RefSeq lists its product as uncharacterized. Gene Ontology annotation, cellular component: nucleus. The record is from RefSeq and is a predicted model, not a curated record. The transcript is spliced from 4 exons. Bases 1 to 1455 code for a protein of 484 amino acids. Lineage: Eukaryota; Fungi; Basidiomycota; Agaricomycetes; Corticiales; Punctulariaceae.
AUGCGCGUCACCCUCCCCAGCAUCCACGAGAUGUUCCCCGAACACCUCGCGCGCACCGCGCAGCCCCCGACCCCGCCGCCCUACCGUCACGCGACCUACCCGACCCCGACGUCGCCGUCCUUCCCGUCCUCGCCGGCCUCGCCCCGCACCGCCGCCCAGUACCGCCAGCCCCACGGCCCCGAGUACAGCGCGGGCACCUACGCCCGCCCCCGCCCCUACUCGCCUCCCCCGGCCGCGGCCACGUACGGCUUCCACCACCCCGGCGCCCCCACCGCCUUCCCCGCGGUCUCCGGCACCACCACCGCCGCCUCCUCCCCCGCCGCCGCCGCCGCCGCACACAAGGCCGCCAACUCGCCCGCCUUCCGCGUCGCCAUGCACCCGCACCCGCACCCGCACCCGGCGCCCCCGCGGUCUCGGACGUCCGCGAUGCCCUCGCCGCCGCCCACCUCGGCCUCGGCCUUCUUCACCUUCGACUCGUCCGCGCACGCGCACGUCCACCCGGCCGCGGCGUCGACUUCGCAGGCGGUGCCGGGAGCGGCUGUUCUCGCUGGCACCGGCAGCCCGCCCCUGCUCGUCCCCGCCGCCACCGCCCGCUCGGCCGAGCACCCCGCGUCGCAGCGCCGUCGCGAGCGCAGGGAGCUCGCCAAGGUCCUCCCCGCGCCCUCGGCCCGCCCGCGCGCGGGCUCGACCAAGUCGGCCGCUUCGCCCGUCGUCGCCGCGAAGGAGGAGGGCUCUCCCGGCCAGCAGAGUUUUCAGCUCGGGUCGGCGUCGUCGACCAGCGAGGCCGACUCCGCCGCUCGCGAUGAAGAGGCGGCCGAGGCCGAGGCCGACUCGAAGCACGGAGACAGGAAGCACCAGUGCCCCGAAUGCAAGAAGCGGUUCAACCGCCCUUCGUCGUUGCGCAUCCAUUUUAACGUCCACGACGGUAACAAACCGUUCAAGUGCCCGUUCCCCGGAUGCGGACGGUUCUUCAACGUCAACUCCAACAUGCGCAGACAUUUCCGUAACCAUGGCCAGCCCUCGAUCGCGAAGCCAGGGCCGAACCACUUCCCCUACGACGGACAGGCCUCCUCGCCUUCGGCCGACGCCGCGCGGCCUUCGCAGUCGCCGCGUCAGCUUCAAAAGGCCUAUCCUCCCCUCGCCGUGUCCGACUCGAUGGACGUCGACGAAGACGAGGACGAGGAUAUGGCUUACAACGCUCCUCGACGCAUCAUUUCCUAUCGCGCCAGCGUCGCCGCCGCCGCGGCGGCGUCCUUCGUCGGACAGCCGCCGGCGCCUCGCCACAUCUCGCCCGCGUCCGAAUCGGGCUGGUCGCAAGACAGCUCCAACUCGUACGAGUCGUCGUCGAAUCACCACGGCGGCCACAUGCCGCUCCAUCAACGGUACUCGUACGAGCGCUCCCGAUCGCGCUCGCACUCGUUCUCUCCGGCGGGCUCGGACGCAGACGAGCGAUGACAUGGGGAGCAUAUGACCGCCCCCUUUCGCCUUCUCUUUCCCGCUGGCGCGGAUCCCCUCUUCCUUCCCUUUCGGACCCUUUUGCGGCCAGCUCAGCACGAGCCUUGCUCCUUUUGGGGAUGGCCGAUUCAGGGUCGCGCGCCGUGCUGUCGGAUCGGCGAGAUCGCCGCGGGGGGCUUCUCCGCGCGCCCCGAUUCCCCCUCUCAUCGGGAUUCUGGCGUAAAGAAACCCUCGCUCUGUUUCUAGUAUUCUUCGAUCGACUUUUGAUCUUACUUUGCUGGCCAUGACCGCCAGCGCCGUUGAUGGCGCGCGCGCGCGCCAGUAAAGUUGCUGUCACGCGCGGGCUUCCGGCUUUUCCGCCUCGCCCCGCGUUGGUCUCUCUCUCGGCCGGAUCCUUUCUUUGUAGUAUACAAUACAAUACGACGCAGGGCGCGCCGCAUAGAGUAGACACGACACGUCAAUCCGGAUACCGAAUGUAAUGAUAGCCCUUUCCCCUCUCCUUCACUCGCAUGUAGAGUUUACAUACCAUACAUCAUACUCACGCAUGCCAACGUAUACUUAACAUAUGCAACUUCGUCCACGGGCUUCCCGGUGUUUCUAUCUCAUUACGCCCGGGGGGCCCAGAUGCGUUUACGGUGGUUUCGGCGUUUUCUCUGUAAACGUUAUCGGCCGUCAUCAUGCGUCUUGUUAUAUAUAUAUAUACCCUGGGAUCCC